Messenger RNA from Lasiodiplodia theobromae, 954 nucleotides. Its product is annotated as Ubiquitin-conjugating enzyme. The transcript has 2 exons. The record is from RefSeq and is a predicted model, not a curated record. The coding region runs from base 1 to 954 and encodes 317 amino acids. NCBI's taxonomy places the organism in Eukaryota, Fungi, Ascomycota, Dothideomycetes, Botryosphaeriales, Botryosphaeriaceae.
AUGGCGCAGCCCACAGUGUUUCAGCGAUCAGACGAGGACGUGCCGUCGACCGUCUACGCCAUCCUGCCCGCCGUGAUCCAGAGCCGCAUCCCGCGCCUCAAGAGCCUCCGCCGCACCGUCAGCGGCUUCCGGUACAGCCACGCGCAAUGCCAAAACGUCCAUGUGGCGGCAGGCGAGCAAAUGCCCCCACCGAGCUACACCUCGAGGCCGCCCUCCAGCGCCACCAUGCGCCGCGGGUCAGGCGUCUCCGACAUGUCGGAGGAGAAGCUGGUAGAUGAAAGACGGUCCUCCUCGUCCAGUCUUCCCGGCUACCACCCACUCGACAUGCCAGCUACCGUGAACUGGAAAUAUGCCAGCGAGGGCCUGAGCCAACUCAGCGCAGCGCUCCAGUACUCGAGCGAUAGCGACCCAUCCAUUGCGCGCACCCUCUACAUGCAGGCCUUGACGCUCCUUCUGAAGGGACUGCCGUGCGAUCUGGGCGCGACCGAGAAGAUGUCGAUAGAGUCGUCGCUGCCGCCGCACAUGGUCAAGGUCAUCCACGUCGACGUCUCCAACGGACAGCUCGUGUACCAGGGAAGCCGGCACGUGUCAGAGCCGCAUAGGCCGCCGCCGGAGCCGUCGUGGUUGCAUCGCCUGCUCGCUUCCAGCAUCAUUCAGUUCUUCCUCCUUUUACACCUGCUUUUGCCGUACGUCAAGCUGUUCAUCGGCCACGCGUACCAGUACGAGCGCCAGCACCGGAUAUCCGAGAGAUUGGUCUCGUCGUCGAUCAACACGGUCGACGAGCUGGGCAGGAGGAGCAUCCGCUUCACCAAUGCCAUCUUCCAGAUGAACGAUGGCAAGGUGGGGCAGGCCAUCAACGACCUAACGCUGUGGUGGCUGCGCGGCGUGACGGGCGGGAUCCAUGAGGGCGUGAGUGAAGGAUUCUUGCUGCUGGGGGCGAAUGACAAGUUGUAG